Nestor notabilis (Kea) is the source of this 2682-nucleotide messenger RNA. It is a transcript of the gene CCDC191, whose product is annotated as KIAA1407 ortholog. Gene Ontology annotation, molecular function: phosphatase binding. The coding region runs from base 148 to 2682 and encodes 844 amino acids. Lineage: Eukaryota; Metazoa; Chordata; Aves; Psittaciformes; Psittacidae. The record is from RefSeq and is a predicted model, not a curated record. The transcript is spliced from 16 exons.
UUCCAGCCGAGAUUUGACUCCAGUAACUUGGAACACUGGGUCAAGAGAGUGGACCAAACCUCUGCGUAUGCUGUUUCUGAAGCCUUUUCCCUUCAAAAGUCAAGGUAUCCACGGGAGCCUUGUGGUCCUGUGACAAGUUUGGAAACCAUGGAACACCUGCAAGAUCAUGAUGAGGCCUGUGAGGAAGCCCAAGAACUGCUCAGUAACUGGAUGAAGUCCAAACUGCAACUGGAGGUGAUGAGUGAUGGAGAAGAGGAAGUUGACUCUGUCCUCCUGGAAAAGCCUUCUGCAGCCCUUCUGAAGUAUGAGCGGUUUGAUGACUUGUGCAGUUAUCUGGAAUGUGAAACGGAAAGUUCUUCUGUCCAGGAAUACCUACAGCACCUUUUGCAUAGCGAAGCUGUGAGCUACAUGAUAGUGAAAGGCCUUAGACUUGAAGACAUCAAGGAAAACAAAAAAUUUGCAGAUCCACGAAUAAUAAUGGAGCUCAGACACAAGCAGGUGCAGGAAAACCGAAUAAGGCGUCAGAGGGCAUUAGAGCUUCAGAGACAAGAACAGUCCCUGAAGAAAUCAAUUCAGUCUGAGGCCAGGCUCCAAGUACAGGAAGAGGACAGAAGGAAGGCCCUGAAGGCCAAGAAGGAGGAGGAGGAGAUCCAGAGGGAAAUGGUGAAACUGCAAAGGGAAAUGGCUGAGAAGCAGGCCAUGGCAGGAGCAUGGAGAAUGGAGGGGAAGAGACAAGAAAAGUGUCAGAGGCUGUCAAUGCAGAAGAUAUGUACUACUGCCUCACCACCCCUUGUCCUGAAGAAGGAAGAGCAAGGAGAGGAGAAACGGAGAAAGGCUCAGGAGCUGCUGUGCAGGAUUCAAGGCAAUAAGCAGAGAUGCAUGCAACAACAUUUCUCUGCUUGGCUGAAAGUCACUCUGGAGCACAGAAUUAAAAUGGGAAAAGCCAAAGCCCUUGCUGACUGGAAAUGCCAGCUGAAGGCCCUGCGAGCCUGGAGAAACUAUACUUGGGCCCAGAAAGUAGUGCAGGAAGCACAGCAGCUGCAAGUUCAUCUCCAAGAUCAAAACAGGAAAAACCAACUGUCUGAGGAAUAUAACCAGCGACGGCUUUUGCGCUGCUGCUUUCUGGCAUGGUGGCACUGGAGCCAGGCAGAGACAGGAAAGCGGGAGCUACAGAUUAAGAGAGAGGAGACUAAGAAAAAGAUGUCACAGCUGCUGGAGGCAGUAUCACUGGAGAAGGGUGAUCUGGAGAGGCCACUGGAGGCUAACCAGCCUGGGACAGCAGGAGGAAGCCAUCGUCAGUAUAUGAAGAAAGAGAAACCAACUGAAACUUGCCUCAUACAGAAAAAACCUGACCAGACCGGAGAUCACUCUUGUUGGAAUUCUGCUCACACAUCUCCUUCAUACAGAAAACCCAUGUUUACCUGGGAGAUUACGAUAAAACAUACAGCUCCAAGUGCCCAGGACCAGGCUGUGUACAAGGAUCAAAUAGCCACUCUCCUCCAACAGUUACAGACACCUGGUCCAAAGACAGCUCCUGCCUAUGGCAGCCGUUUUGAGCAUCGUCAUGCUUUCCAGCAGCGUCUGAUUGAGGAGCAGAGGCAGCAGCUUCAGAGACAGCAAAAGCUGAUCCUUGAACUACAGGAAAAUCAGAGGCUGAGCAGAACAGAAGAAGAGACAGCACAAGCCACAGCAGGAACACCCCCCCAGCAGCCUGACAAGUCUGCUUCACAAACCAGGGAGGAAAAAACCAAGAGGGAAAACCAACCCACAUGCAAGAAUAGAACCUAUUUGAGUCCACCUGUUUCUCCUGGGCCAGAAAACACAAGGGCAGUGAUGCAAGGCAAAAGACCCUCCCGCCAGCUGACCUCAGCUCAUCCCAUAGUGAAAGCGAUGGAGGAGAGGGCGAUUCAGCGGGCAGAACGGAAGCGGAAACUAGAAGAAGCCAAACGACAAAAAAAAGAAGAAAAAUUGGCCCAGCUGAAGGCUGAAGAAGAAGCACGACAGAGAAAAGAGGCUGAGGAAAAGGAAGCUCAGCAACAAAAACGACAGGAGGAGAGAAGGCAGCAGAAGCUGAAAGAGCUGGAGAAGCAGAGGAGGCUGGAGAGAGAGCAGCAGCUCCAGAAAAAGGCAAGAGAUCACUAUAAAAAGGUCCUGCUCAGAAAGCUGGGAAUGGUGCCAUGGAAAAGGCUGAGGGAGCAAGCCAAGGAACACCUGGUGGUAGCACAAAGGCACCACUGCUUGGGCCUGCAGAGGAAAUGCCUGAUGGCUUGGUUCCAGGACACCCAGGGGAGCCUCAUGGAGAAGGUGUCUCGGGCCAAGGACUUCUAUUCCCAUACAUUGCUGAGACAGAGCUUCAGGAACUGGCUCAAGUACAAGGAUUAUCUCUUCACUCUGGAGGAGAGACUGAGUACCCUCCAUGCAACCUGCCUCAUGAGGAGGUACUUCUGGGCAUGGUUUGAUCUGUUCAUGGAAGAAGAAAGUAUCUUAUGGGAGAAGAUGAAGAUUGCUACUGAACAUAGUAACAAGAAAGUCACGAUGAAUGCAUUCAAGGCAUGGAGGCAGUACCCGUUACUAAUGAAAGAGGAAAGAGAGCGAGAGGAAAGGAGGAACCAGCUACGCAGGAGAGUAGCCGAAAUUCUCCCUGACUUCCAAACAUUAACAGAAGAGAGUCAAAGGAGAUAA